Molecule: messenger RNA, 442 nt
Organism: Eurytemora carolleeae
Lineage: Eukaryota; Metazoa; Arthropoda; Copepoda; Calanoida; Temoridae
Product: oral cancer-overexpressed protein 1-like
Exons: 1
Coding region: 13-417 (134 amino acids)
Source: RefSeq, a predicted model, not a curated record
AUGUAAAAUGCGAUGGGAGAAUCGGACGUCAAUGAUUUGUUCGACUCCAUCACUUUUUCCGAGGCUCGGUUAGUCGACUCUGGGUACCAAGAAGGAUACAAGCAAGGUUCACUGGAAGGAGAUCAGGAAGGAUUCCACCUUGGCUUUCAGAAGGGAAGUGAGCUCGGGCAGGAAAUUGGGUUUUAUCAAGGUUUUGUGGAGGGGUGGGUUCAUGAGUUGAAUCUCAAAGAGAAAAAGCCGGAGAGGGUUUUGAACCAGUUGGAGAAAUUAAAUAACUUGUUGGAUAGGUUUCCAACCUGCAAUAAGAAAGAUAAUGAUAUAGAGGAAAUUAUCAGAGAAAUCAGGGCUAAGUUUAAAACCGUCUGUUCCAUGCUAAAAGUGAGCUCUCAGUUCGAAUCCCAAGAUAUCUCUUGGUAGACGUUGCCUAAAAAAUCCGAAAAAA